AUUGGAAGCAUCCCCAGGGUUUAUUGUUCCCCACAAACCAAUUGUCAUGUCACAUAUUAAGUUCAGUCUCAGUACACCCCGUAACACAGAAGUUGAAGGAUGUGAGUCUUCCUGUGGACACUAGGGAUUUUCUUCACUAGUCUCCACCUUAAAAGACGCUCCCACUCCUAAGGUUGUGGAAAUCGAGGUCACGCCCACUUACAAGAUGAUUGGCUGGAACAUGGCGAUCCUAGUUAGUCAUUGGCCAGCGCCUUCCCAUUGAAUUGCUUCCACCUUCACUUUUGUCAAUUUUUUGCGCUUUCAUUGAAUUGACCGGCGGCGGACUGCAAGUGCAGCAUCGACCCACACACAGUCCUGAGUGUCUCACAGCGCCGGGACGGAACUUUGGGUGGAUAUAAAUGAGGAAAAGGUAACAGAUUUGGUUUCUAAAGACAAACUGAAGAACACACAGGCGGAGAAAAGCCGUGACUGCGGUCUCAGGACAGAGAAACAGAGGAUCAGUAUCCAGUCGCUGGAGCUCAUACAGUAAUGAUCACACUCUCGUGUCUCCGCCACAUAAAGCGCUCUCCGGACUCUCUGCAGGAAUAACAACACACAACGCGGGGAUUAAAGCUCGGGCUGUUUAAACACACAGGAAUAAACACAGGAAUAAAACACAAUGCCGGACCAGAUCACGGUGGCGGAGUUUGUGGCCGAGACGAAUGAAGAUUACAAAUCACCCACAGCCUCGAACUUCACCACGAGAAUGGGGCAGUGUAGGAACACGGUGACUGGUCUGGAGGAGGCUUUGGAUGUGGAUCGCAGUGUGCUCUACAAAAUGAAGAAGUCAGUGAAGGCUAUUUACACCUCAGGACUAGCUCAUGUUGAGAAUGAGGAGCAGUACACUCAAGCUCUGGAGAAGUUCGGCGAGAACUGUGUGUACCGGGAUGACCCUGACCUUGGCUCAGCCUUCCUCAAGUUCUCUGUAUUUACCAAGGAGCUCACCGCCCUAUUCAAGAAUCUGUUUCAGAACAUGAAUAACAUCAUCACGUUUCCACUGGACAGUCUGCUGAAGGGCGAUCUGAAAGGGGUGAAAGGGGACCUGAAAAAGCCAUUCGAUAAGGCCUGGAAGGACUACGAGACCAAAGUCACCAAGAUAGAGAAAGAGAAAAAGGAGCACGCGCGGCAGCACGGAAUGAUCCGGACAGAGAUCAGCGGGGCCGAGAUAGCAGAGGAGAUGGAGAAGGAGAGACGUUUCUUUCAGCUUCAGAUGUGUGAGUACCUCCUCAAAGUGAAUGAGAUUAAAAUCAAGAAGGGUGUGGAUCUGCUGCAGAACCUCAUCAAGUAUUUCCAUGCACAAUGCAAUUUCUUUCAGGACGGCCUGAAGGCUGUGGACAACCUGAAACCCUCUAUAGAGAAACUGGCUACUGAUCUGCAUUCGAUCAAGCAGGUUCAGGACGAGGAACGCCGACAGCUCACGCAGUUACGAGACGUGCUGAAGACGGCGCUGCAGGUGGAGCAGAAAGAGUCUAGGAGAGAUUCCCAAGUACGGCAAAGCACCACCUACAGUCUGCACCAGCCACAGGGGAACAAGGAGCAUGGCACUGAACGAAGCGGGAACCUGUACAAGAAAAGUGAUGGUCUAAGGAAAGUGUGGCAGAAGAGGAAGUGCACGGUGAAGAACGGCUACCUGACCAUCUCCCACGGGACGCCAAACAGACCACCAGCCAAGCUCAAUCUCCUAACCUGCCAGGUCAAGCACAACCCAGACGAGAAGAAAAGCUUUGACCUCAUCUCACACGAUCGAACGUAUCACUUUCAGGCGGAGGAUGAGGCCGAGUGCCAAAUCUGGAUCUCUGUGCUGCAAAACAGUAAGGAGGAAGCGCUUAACAACGCCUUUAAGGGAGACCAGCACGUCGGCGAGAACAACAUCGUUCAGGAGCUGACCAAAGCCAUCCUGGGCGAGGUCAAACACAUGACCGGGAACGACGUCUGCUGUGACUGCGGUGCUCCUGGGCCCACAUGGCUGUCCACCAACCUGGGAAUUCUGACCUGUAUAGAAUGCUCUGGGAUCCACCGAGAGUUGGGAGUGCACUACUCCAGAAUUCAGUCCCUCACGCUGGAUGUCCUCAGCACAUCAGAACUCUUGCUGGCCAAGAACGUAGGGAACGCUGGUUUUAAUGAGAUCAUGGAAGCAGGUUUGAGUACAGAAGUUACGGUCAAACCAAAUCCUACCAGUGAUAUGCAGGCCAGGAAAGACUUCAUCACAGCCAAAUACACAGAGAAACGCUUUGCUCGUAAGAAAAGCCCAGACACUGCGUCCAGACUGCACACCUUGUGUGACGCUGUGAAGGCCCGCGACAUCUUCUCCCUCAUCCAGGUCUAUGCUGAGGGAGUGGACUUAAUGGAGCCCAUUCCUUUGGCCAAUGGACAUGAACAAGGAGAGACAGCACUGCAUUUGGCAGUGAGGCUGGUAGACCGAACCUCGCUACACAUUGUAGAUUUCCUCACACAGAACAGUGUGAAUCUGGAUAAGCAGACAUCGAAGGGAAGCACAGCGCUGCAUUACUGCUGUCUUACUGAUAACAGCGAGUGUCUCAAACUGCUCCUAAGAGGCAAAGCUUCCAUAGACAUCGCUAACGAGGCAGGUGAAACACCACUGGACAUUGCUAAGCGACUCAAACAUCUGCAGUGUGAAGAGCUGCUCAACCAGGCACUCGCUGGUAAGUUUAACGCACACGUGCAUGUUGAAUAUGAGUGGCGGCUUCAGCACGAAGACCUGGACGAGAGUGAUGAAGAUUUGGAUGAGAAGUCCAGUCCCCUGCGGCGAGAGGAGAGGCCGGUCAGUUGCUACACGCCUGGCAGCUCAGUGAUGCAGCCCAGUGCUGCCAGUGGGUCCAAAGACAAACAACAGCGCUGCUAUGUCCCAAAUCUGGUCAACAAUGAGACGUAUGGCACCGUUGUCAACACCAGUCCCUCCAGUGGGGUCUUAUCCACCUCAGCACCCCCACUGCCUCCCAGAAAUAUCGGGCAGCUGACUGGUCACAGCGGAGUUCUCCAAAGUUCUCCAGCAUGGAAGCCUGGCUCCAUAGAUCUCUCAGGCAGGCAGAGAUCAUCCUCAGAUCCCCCUAAUAUGCAUCCGCCUGUUCCACCCAUGCGAGUCACUUCAUCCUCCUUCAUUGCGCCGGCCGCUCCUCCUCCUCCUCUGUCUAAACCAGCUGGUGUGAUGGAGACCAUGACCAUGCAGAGCAAAACUGGACAGGUGCCUCAGGGCCAGAGCAUUAGCAGAGGAACCGCUCCAAGCUCAGACAAAAGCUACAGCAAGGGUCCCCCGGACACCACAGAGAGACCAGGUAGAUGUCAAAGAAACGGCUUAAUCCCAAAGGAAGUUCCUGGAUGCCCUCAGAGAACGAGCGGUCAGUCGCUGGCUCCAGGCCACAUACCCAGGAAAACAUACCCGAAGCAGAGGCCGAAAAGGGUGAAGGCCAUCUAUAACUGUGUGGCUGAUAACCCUGAUGAGCUGACGUUCACUGAGGGCGAGGUGAUUGUUGUAGACGGAGAAGAGGAUCAGGAGUGGUGGCUGGGACAUAUAGAAGGUGAACCGAUGAGGAGAGGUGCCUUCCCUGUCACAUUCGUACACUUCAUGGGAGACUGACAGUCAAAGAUUUCCGACGCUGACCCAGGCUGAUCUGAUCAUCCCCUAGCAUGUUUCUAUCUCCACAUACUUAAGCUCUAUUAAUAAUUCUCCUCAUCCGCUUCACCUCCAUCAUGAAGCUUGUGCCUGUACUGACUCUUUCCAAUUAGCUUGCACCAGCGAGCAUUGCUCGACUCAUGCACUGGAGGCUUUUUCUUCCUGAAUGUUUUAACACCUCACCUUUAUGUUUGAAAUACGGUCAAUAGUUUGAGUGUUUCAGCUCACUUUGUUGACCAAAAAAAAAGAAAUGUAGUCAGUUGCAUUGACACAGUGAAUGCACUUUUAUGUAGUUCUUUAAAAGGAAAAAAAAAAGGAAAAGCUUUAUGGAUCUCAACACUGAACUAUUCGCAUCCAUGCAGAUUUAGACGGAGAUGAUUUGGGAGGACGGUUAAAGGAACUGGACAGAAGGUGUUUUUUUUUUUUUAAAGCACUGCAUUGGAGCAGAAAGCGAAGUUUGCUGUUACCUUCCCUUGGGAUCCUUCACUGUCCCCGUUUCCACGCUUGCUGCCCCACAUCAAAACUUAUAAAUAGAUCCUUCACUGCUCAAACCUGGGAGCGCUCCUGCACUUCGCUACACUACAUAUCUGUGAAAAAGACAUCCACAGCAUGCAUUUUGGAAUAUAACAGACAACCAGAAUAAUAAUAACCCGUGUGUGUGUGUGAGAGAGAUAUUAAACUGAAAGAAAGAAGCAAAUACUGCUGCAUCAUAAAAGAUCAGGAAGAUUGUGACAACCAGCACAGAUCACACAACAAUCCAAACAUCUGGUUCAAAUGAAGUGUGUCUUCUGAGGACCUGAGCAGUUUGCUGUCCCCGACCUGCUGCUGUCGUCCUUUUUUCUUCAGCUUUGUCAUGUUUUCACAAUCGCAUUGUUUCAAUUCACUCACUAUAACAAUAGUGUCAUACUGAGUUUAUACUAGCUUUAUGUUAAUAUGACCAAUGCUCAUAUUUAUGUCCUGUAGGUCUCGUUGAGAUUUUAAUACUUUUUAGAGUUGGGUAAUUAACGUCUGCCUAGGUUUUUGGAUAUGGUAGGACCAACCCUCCUAAUGUACCCUUUAAUGGAGAAAAGCAUUCCUCAGUAACCGUGCAUCUCCAGACCCCUAACCUCCCGCUAAUGUACCCCCCAUUCCUUACCUUUUGUUCCUGAAGUGGAGGUUGCACGUGUAAUAUUGUACAGCAAUACAUUUUAUGUGAUGAAGUUUUCAUUUGGUUGCAGAGCAACUCUAUAGAAUGUUCUAUGACAUUUUAAUUAAACUCUACAUAGUCCCUGUUGAGCUUGAAACACAGUGACCUGUAACUUUAGCAAUGAGAAGAGACUUUUAAUUAACUUUCAGAAUCUUCCUCUGCCUCUCAACUCACUGGAAAUGAAUACGACUUUGUCUUAUGUGGCACUGUAAAUAACUGAAGAGUUUAUAUGUGUAUAUUUAAUAGUAAACGUAAAACUGAACCGAGCAACGAUGUCAUGUAUCAAACUCUAGACAUCCGGACAUUUCAAAAUGAAGCAAGGACGAACGUUUCACUCAUUUACUGUCAUUCUGUUGACUAAUAUUGUACAAAUAAAUGGCAAAACUGGAAGUUAAAUCAAGCUUGUGCCUUGUUAGAAUGUAUUGUUUUGGGGGCUUUUUUUUUUUUUUGCUUAAAUGUAAUGUUUGUUGUUGUUUUUUUUUUUGUUUUGUUUUUUUUUUAAAAAGCCUGAAUUUGAGAAUUUUCGCAGGUUCUACUUUCUGAUUUAUCCGCAAACAAUCACACUGACCAGCUUGUUCCUUGACCCCAUGUUGAAGAACAUAACAAGAUCGCCAUCUAGUGGAGUACAGAAGACGACACUUGGUGCACUGUUAGAUAUUAAUGUAUCAAGAGUAUAACAUGAGGAACACAUUCGUGUGUGUCAUUACUACAUGAUAAUAAAUCCAUCAUCAUUUCUAAAUUUUA
This is a messenger RNA of Tachysurus fulvidraco (yellow catfish), 5600 nucleotides long. RefSeq names its product ArfGAP with SH3 domain, ankyrin repeat and PH domain 2a (gene asap2a). Gene Ontology annotation, biological process: positive regulation of GTPase activity. Gene Ontology annotation, cellular component: cytoplasm. The record is from RefSeq and is a predicted model, not a curated record. Gene Ontology annotation, molecular function: protein binding; GTPase activator activity. NCBI's taxonomy places the organism in Eukaryota, Metazoa, Chordata, Actinopteri, Siluriformes, Bagridae. Bases 659 to 3634 code for a protein of 991 amino acids. The transcript has 29 exons.